AGCUUCAAGAGAGUGAAACUGCAGACUUUGAGACGACAUUAAGGCUAGGAGCCAGGGGUGCAACCAUACACAACUGACAGAGGUCCUGGGAGAUAAAGCUGAUAACUGUAAAGAACAAUGCCAUAUUGAAAUACUUGAAGCCUGGGACCAGCUUCAAUAUUUACUGAUAUUUGUCCAAGAUAACACACAAAAAUUGACAGUGGGGAGAGAUCUUCUGGAUGCGUUGGCCACUUGACAAGUGAACCAAGUUCAGGUCUGGCAGGGACUGCGGCAACGGGGCAAUGAAAAUGGGCCACCUUCUGCAAUCUCCAGGAGUCUUUCUCCUGUUGUUGCUACUCAUUACAUCUUGCCAUGGUUGCAGUGGAACACCAACAGUGUGCAAAAGUUGUAAACCACUGCACCCACAACAACACUUCUGCCAUUCAGAUUUUGUACUCCAAGGAAAAGUUCUGAGCAUGGAAAAUGUUUCAGAGGAAGAUCUCAUCCCCAAGAGAUCUCAGAAAAAAGGGAGAGCACCAGCAGCAACAACUGCUGCAAUAGCGGCAGCAACUAUUGCAGCAACAAGCACCCUGACAACAAGCACCUUGGACGCCGAUGUAGACCAAUCCAAAGAGGCCCUCAUCACCACUUCAACACCUCCUUCAAAUCAACAGGCAACCUUGGGAGUGUCUCCCAUCAAUGAUAGGUUAUCUUUGCAACCAAGGUCGACAACCGCAUUGUCUGAUGGAGAUCUGAGAGCAGCGCACAAACUGCAUGGCAACAUCACCAAGUACAAAGUGAAAAUCAACAAGAUUUACAAGGGACCGGAGUGGAUGGCAAAUGGACAUUAUGUAAUUAUUCAAGCUGAAACAGCAGGGCUGAGCUGUAAGCAGAAAUAUCUACAAAACGAUGAGGAGUAUUUACUAAGUGGAAGUGUAUCUGGGGGUGAUUUCAUUCAUCGCCAGUGUGACUGGAGAACAUCUUGCGAGGAGAUGACAUCAACAUUAUUUCGACAUCUCAGACACGUGUACCCAAGGCAGUGUAACUCCUGCCAGAUUGAGACACCCAUAGAAACAUCUGAAUCACAGAACUUUCAAGUUCGAAAUGUUUCCACACACUGUAUCUACAACCCAAGGAUCUACACUGACAGAGGACUGCUAGAUUGUGAGGGUCUGUAUUCAGCAUGUCAGAAAACUAAACAAGGCCUGUGUUCAUGGUCGAGGCACCAGAGAAUGAGAGAGUGUGACAGCAUGAGAAAGAAAUUCUUGAAUUAUCCACCUCCAGUGACAACUUUUCCAUGUACUAAGACCUUCCCAUCAACUCCUAAUUCUCAUGGUACUGGUGAAAGGCAUCAUGCACCUCCAAUCCAAAAUACACCACCUGGCUUGAGGCAUUCUCAAAUUCAUUCUAGAGCUGGAAAGGAUCAAAUGGAAAAAUUAACCAGUGAAAAUCUUCCUCUACUACCUGCUGACAAGAAGCCGAACAGUACUGAUGAUAACAAACAAGGGACUCCCCUAAUCUUCACUGGCCCAACAGAGCAAGGAGCUUCACCAGACUUACACCGAGAUCCUCCCAUUGCUGAUUCCCCAGCCACGCCCGCCCAAGCUUCAGAAGAGCCAAGCCCUUUCUCCAGCUCCUAUGUACAUAUGCCUGACCACGCUGUGGCCUUGCCUCUGCCGCCUGUGGCAAGCAGGGAGGCAUUUGACAUCUUGCAAAAGAUAACACUGCAGCAUUUUGAGAAACAAAGGGAAACAGCGGCAGAUGAAUACAGACAAGUGGAAAUAUCAACUUUGUCACCUCAUAAAGAUGCCAAACAGCAUUCCACAGAUUUGAAAGACUUGAACAAAUCCCCUCCCUUGCAUAUCGAUCUCAAGAUGAAUUCGUCAACCAGCGAAAUGGAACCAGUUACUGGUGCUGAUGUGACAUCAAAAAAAGUAACAGUCCAUCCUAGGAUUACAGUUGAUCAUCAUCAGCAUGAAUCAAGUGAAAGUUCAGAGAUUGGCAAACACAACAUGGACUUUCAUUACUCCCAGGUUGCUCUAUCAGGCGUCGAUCCACAGGCGCAUCAAGAUGACUUUGGGAGCAACCCUUUAAAUGUCCCAUCCUCCAAGCCUGACAUGCCUGAUGCCUUCCUACAUCCACCUGCUGAUCAUCACAAAGCUAGAGACAUCUUAGAAAAGAUUGCUCACCAAGUCAUGAGUCAUAAACAAUGAAGGUCAAAGUACAAUCUGCAAAAUUAAAACUGCUGUAACUUCAGUUGAGAAAAAGUAAAUAAAUUCUGCCAAAUUUAAAACUUUGAGUUGUUAAUUAUGAAUCUGGUCUACUAUCAAGGCACCAAAAUUGGGAAAAUAUAAAAUUUAGAAAAUGUAAUCAAAAGUUCAUUGUACUUGCUGUUAUUAUCUGUAGCAACGGAAAUAAUACCUUCAUAUUAAAACACACACACAGGCACUACAGCUGUGAGGACAACAGAAGUGGAAAGAUAUUUAUUGUUGGACAAAUAAGUUAUGGAAAUAAUUUUUGUCCCCACAACUUUGUCCCAGAUUUUCUGACAACAAAGUUGUCCCUGCAACACACGGCCGGACAGGGCAUGGAUAGAUACUCAGAAUUCCAGCUAGCAGAUUUGAAUAAAUCACCACUGAAACUUCAGCUAAAUUCAAA
This is a messenger RNA of Acanthaster planci (crown-of-thorns starfish), 2637 nucleotides long. RefSeq lists its product as uncharacterized. Gene Ontology annotation, cellular component: extracellular matrix. Gene Ontology annotation, biological process: negative regulation of membrane protein ectodomain proteolysis; negative regulation of endopeptidase activity. The record is from RefSeq and is a predicted model, not a curated record. Gene Ontology annotation, molecular function: metalloendopeptidase inhibitor activity; protease binding. Lineage: Eukaryota; Metazoa; Echinodermata; Asteroidea; Valvatida; Acanthasteridae.